AUGUCCGUCGAGGAAACCUCCGCCGUCGCCGCCUCCGCCACCACCACCGUCUCCGAAUCACCUGAAAAAAUACAAUCCGCUAUCCAAUCCCUUUCCUCCAUCGUCCCUUCUCUCUCCGCCGCCACCACCAACCACCCUCUCUCUCUCCUUCACGACCCCAACAUCUACUCCCACAUCUCCACCCUCCUCCGCCAACCGAACUCCGGUGCCGGCGACAACAACCUCUGUCGUUGGCUCUACGACACCUUCCAAUCCGGCGUCCCGGAGCUCCAGCUUCUUGUCCUCCGCUUCCUCCCGGUGAUCGCCGGCGUGUACCUCUCACGCGUGGCAGACCGGAAACCCCAAGCGGGAUUCGAAGCCGUUCUCCUAGCCCUGUACGCGCACGAGACAACGUCACGCGCCGGCGAAGCCGUGACGGUGACAAUCCCCGACGUGUCACACCCAAGCGUGUACCAUGAAUCCAAAGCACCGGUGAAGAACAACGCGACGGAGCUCAACAUCGGCGUCGUGUCGCCGAGCCUGGAACCACACGGCACGGUUCGGUCGACAAGAAGGGCUCGAAUCGUUGGCGUUGCGUUAGAGUUGUUCUACAGCAAGAUUUCCCAGAUGCCCAUUGCGCCAAAGAUCGAUUUUUGCAAGUUCUGCAAGGUUUGGGCUGGUCAAGAUGGAGACAUGUACAAGGAGUUCGAAGAAGAAGAAGAAGAGGAAGAAGAAGAAGAAGAAGGUGAAGAAGGUGGUGAAGAGGUGAAGGAGAAAAGUGGUGGCGAGAGGGAAAAGAUAAUAGAAGGGAGGGUUCCUAUGCCUUGGGAGCUUCUGCAACCGGUUUUGAGGAUUGUGGCUCAUUGUUUGUUAGGACCGAAUAUUAAUAAGGAUAUGGAGUUGUUUGGUGCAGCGAGUGAAGCAUGCAGGUGUUUGUUUGCAAGGGCAAUGCAUGAUGUUAAUCCUAAGGCUAUUUUGCCAACAAGGAGUCUUUUAAGGCUUUCCAAAACUGUUGUAACAAAUGCUGUUGAUGAUGAUGACCCCACUGAGCUUCCCAAGACUGAUGUUAUUUCUCUUUAA
Molecule: messenger RNA, 1059 nt
Organism: Gastrolobium bilobum
Lineage: Eukaryota; Viridiplantae; Streptophyta; Magnoliopsida; Fabales; Fabaceae
Exons: 1
Coding region: 1-1059 (352 amino acids)
Biological process (GO): phosphatidylinositol phosphate biosynthetic process; protein localization to plasma membrane
Cellular component (GO): plasma membrane
Source: RefSeq, a predicted model, not a curated record